AUGAGCGCAGAUCACCCAACACCCGAAGUUCUCCCCACUGCUCCUUCCUGCUACUUCAGCAUCCUGCCGGCCGUCCACUUCUCUCUCGAGACUCCCUCUCACAGCCCCAUCUCCGACUACCAACCCUACACUCCCUCGGACCCCACCCAUCCGCUGCUGGCCUUCCGCCCAGCACCACCUCUCUACAUGACGAGCCCUUCAGACGCAUCGCGUCUUCUGCAGCUGCAAACCCAGGCCGCCCACCGCCCGGCCCCUGAGCCCAUCCAGCAACAGCGCACCUCGAGCACCUCAUCUUCCAGCUCAAACAGCUCCACCUUCAGCAUGGGUCUUGGCUCACCCUCAACUCUCUCCUGCUGCCGCUGUCGCCGCGAGUGCCUGGCGAACAUGUACCAGAUCGGCACCAACCGCUACUACUGCAGCCACUGCGCACGGAUGACCGGCUACAGCGCUGGCUGA
This is a messenger RNA of Alternaria burnsii, 456 nucleotides long. RefSeq lists its product as uncharacterized. The transcript has a single exon. The record is from RefSeq and is a predicted model, not a curated record. Lineage: Eukaryota; Fungi; Ascomycota; Dothideomycetes; Pleosporales; Pleosporaceae. Bases 1 to 456 code for a protein of 151 amino acids.